Seriola aureovittata is the source of this 7156-nucleotide messenger RNA. Its product is annotated as endophilin-A1-like. Bases 243 to 1298 code for a protein of 351 amino acids. The transcript is spliced from 9 exons. Lineage: Eukaryota; Metazoa; Chordata; Actinopteri; Carangiformes; Carangidae. Gene Ontology annotation, biological process: synaptic vesicle uncoating. Gene Ontology annotation, cellular component: glutamatergic synapse; presynapse; cytoplasm. The record is from RefSeq and is a predicted model, not a curated record. Gene Ontology annotation, molecular function: protein binding.
GAAAAUAGCUCCAGCUGGGUUUGGUCUGGUCUGACAACCAUCGGCUUCAACCACCAAUUCUGACCAAAAUAAACGGACAAUAUCGACGUCUGGAGACCGUUAACCGGAGGAUUUACCGCCUUUUUUUUUUUGGCUCGAGCUCGGUCGUAUCCCCCCCCUCCCUCCCUCCAGUAUUAUUACAUAUUUAUAUUUUUAAAACCUGAUUUAUCCCAUUUUUUUUCUCCCCCUCCGCAACCGAAGUGAUGUCUGUCGCGGGGCUGAAGAAGCAGUUCCAUAAAGCCACCCAGAAAGUCAGUGAGAAGGUUGGAGGGGCGGAAGGAACCAAGUUAGACGAUGACUUCAAAGAGAUGGAAAAGAAGGUGGACGUCACCAGCAGAGCGGUGUUGGACAUCAUGACCAGAACUACAGAAUACCUACAGCCCAAUCCAGCCUCCAGAGCCAAGCUGAGUAUGAUCAACACCAUGUCAAAGAUCCGCGGGCAGGAUAAGGGACCUGGGUACCCGCAGGCUGAGACCGUCCUGGGUGACGCCAUGUCGAAGUUUGGACGGGAGUUAGGAGAGGAGUCCUGCUUCGGCCUGGCGCUGCUCGACGCCAGCGAGGCGAUGAAGGAACUCGGGGAGGUGAAGGACGCCCUGGACAUGGAGGUCAAACAAAACUUCAUUGACCCGCUGCAGAACCUCCACGACAAAGACCUCAAAGAGAUACAGCACCAUUUGAAGAAGAUGGAGGGCCGCCGUCUGGACUUCGACUACAAGAAGAAGCGUCAGGGGAAAGUCCAGGACGAUGAAAUCAAACAGGCGCUAGAGAAGUUCGACGAGAGCAAAGAGAUCGCAGAGCAGAGCAUGUUUAACCUGCUGGAGAGUGACAUAGAGCAGGUGAGCCAGCUGGCAGCGCUGGUCCAAGCUCAGCUGGAGUACCACAGCCGCGCUGCCGAAAUCCUCCAACAGCUCUCCAGCAAGAUGGAGGACAGGAUAAAAGAAGUGUCCGGUAAACCGAGGAAGGAGUUCGCUCCCAAACCCCGAAUGACCCUGGAGCUGCUGCCUCCCAGUGAGAGCCACAACGGGGGGAUACACUCCGCCAAAUCCCCCGGAAGAUCACCAGCCCCCAUGGACCAGCCCUGCUGCAGAGCACUCUACGACUUCGAGCCAGAGAACGAGGGGGAGCUGGGCUUCAAAGAGGGCGACGUCAUCACCCUGACCAAUCAGAUCGACGACAACUGGUACGAGGGCAUGAUCAACGGCCAGUCGGGGUUCUUCCCCAUCAACUACGUGGAUAUCCUGGUGCCGCUCCCUCAUUAGGUCCUGCCGACGACCUGGCCCUUUCCCCCCCGACCAAUCAAGACACCCCGUAAAAACAGCCUGUAUUUGCAUAAACAACAAACCACGCCCUCCUUCUACUUCUUCUUCUGUGCUUCUGUGCCAUUCUGCUUUCACGAAAUGGACUGAAAUGAGAGAGGAGCUGGAGACGGGGUGGAUGAGGCGAGGCGCUGGGACAUUGAUUAGAGGAGAAGAAGAGCGGGAGAGGAGGAUUUUAGCAUGACGGAUGCAGAAGAGUGGGAGAAGAGGGGGAUUGAAAGAGACGAGAAGACGAAGAGAUGAUGAUCUUCUACAGCGCAGUGCUCGGCCAGGCAGCACUGGAUACCAAUGAGGCUUCGGAGACUUGCGAAUAAGGCACGGUGUAUAUGUACGUGCAUGUAUGUGUCUGUAUGUGCGUUUUUCGACCUGUUCUUACUCUAUUAUGAUCAAGCCAGCACAAAUACCUGCUUGUCAGUUAAACCGCCUGACAGCUUUUUUGUGAUACUGUCUUCUUCCUCUCUUCUUACUUACUUUUCUUGCCAUCUUUCUCUCAGAGUAAUUCUGUCUUUUCUACCUUGACUUGCCUUCUUGUGCUUUUCAACAGCCCUAGAUUUCUCAGCAACUGUUACAGUCUUCCCCACUUUCUUUCUUCCUUCCUUUCUUUCUUGCUUUCUCUCUUGGCUAGCACUGCCUUUUAGCAUGGCUCCAUACUAUAUACAGACCACUAACCCAUGAUCCAGAGCUAUAGUAGGUCAUCAGACCCUUCUGUUUAUAUUUGAGUAUAUCUCAUACUCUUUCUGACACUUCUCUGAACAUACUCUGCCUUUCUCAGAGUCUGCAUAGAAUCUAAGCUCGCUGGCUGUAUGCAUGAAUCAGCCAAAUCAAAAAUUUGAGCGAUAGUAAAAUUUAGUUUUCGGGAGUGCAUCUUUUGAAUAAAGCUGCAUCUGCAAUAAGAAGAUUUUUCCAAGAUGAAAAAGAGAAUACUUGAUCAGUCCUUUUGAAACCCAUUCAUCUAUUAAUGGGACUUUUAGCAGGUUUUAAAGGUUUUAGGGUCAGAAAACUCAUUCAGCGUCAAUAAACGUGUCAGCUCAAGCGAUGAAAAGGAAAACUCUGGGUUACAUGAUUUACCUGACAGCAGUGAUAUGCUAACACAACCAGCACAGGCCAGUUGUACUGAACAGAGCUUUUCCCCAGGUUGGUAAACUGAUAAGCCUUGGCUUAUUAAAGUAUUCACAGAGGAAAAUAUGCUUGUUUUUUCUCUGUGUACGAUUCCCAUUCACAGUGUUUUGUGUGUGCUGUGUGGAGUAUAUGCUCGCUGCCUCAUACUUUUUGUGGCUUUUGCAUGCAGGACUGUUUGAACAGUGGUAGCCAUUCUUAAAUUCCCAUACACUAUCUCCGCUAAUCAAGCUUAUGAGAACUACGUUUUUUCCAAUGUUCAACUUGGUUGCAGUUCAAUGCCUUGUAAAAGGGCAUACCAGUCAUUGACAGACAUCUUGUCAACUGCUAUGAUCACCUGGGAAAACCCACAAAUUGUACGACCUACCACUCAUCUUUAGCACCAACAGAAUAUCCAACAUUUUCUGAAACAUUUUAGAGUUUUCUCACUGCCCUUAAUUCCACCAAACAUUGUAGAACCCACAGAUGGUUGUGGAAAUCUCUGUAGAGUGCUAACCAAUUUCUCUAAACUCAAGAACAUUCUUGAGGUCUCUAAUGUUUUAGAUCUUUUGAAUAUUCCAAAAGCUUGGAGACAUUCUGCAGCUCUCAGAACACUACCUGAUCCACUGAAAUCUCUACCGUCUUCAACCUCAGUAUGACUGUAAAGGUUUGUGAGUAUUGUAGGUCUCUGACACACUUGAGCCCUUCAAACAUUCUACAACUUUGACAAGUCCACAGAACGAUCUAGAAACGUUCGAUCAUUCCGGAAUCUUGGCAACGUUGAAACACUUUUGAACAUUCCGGAACCUUGGUGACAUUCUUGGACUGUCAAAGACUGUUUCUGGACUGAACCAACAUUCUGAAACACCCAAGAGCGCUCAGAAUGUAUUAGGUCAGUAAGCAGUCAGUAUUCAUGGUAACUAUUAGCCAUGACAGUUCCCUGUAAUGUGCAUCACAUACAGGAUAAAGAGGAAGUUGUGCAAUGGCUAUAACUGUUACUACAGUAAGCAACUUACCUUUGCAUCUGUAUUCUUUGUAAGGCAGCAUUGAGGAACCCUCUCUUAAACCAUAUGAAAAACGUUUAUGUUAUUCAUAGUUAGGUUUUUAAUAAUUCAACAAUGUUAGAUUAAACAUCGUGAAAAAACUACCUUUUACAGACGCCGCUUACCAUCAGCUCAUGUAAAAACGCUGGUUAAACCAAAGUUGUCGAGUUUUGCCUUUGGUGGCAGCAGAACAUUGUUUUUAAUAGCAGAAUGUUGCCCGUUUUUUCUCGCAGCUACACAGGCUGAAGGAUGCAGUUUUAGCACUUGUUCACUUUUACUAGAAAGAGUUUUGUUCCAAAUUAGGCCGAUUUGAGUCAAGAAUAUCGGCAUUUGAAAAUGUUCUGGCAGUGGUUAGAGAUCUGUUUCAAUGCAUUUCAAAACAUAAGACUGAAGAACUUACUAUUAUAUUCAUGACUUGUUGGAAUGGGCAGUCAGUAUGGUGCUGGGUUUAUACCGACUCCAUUGUAUAUAAAAAACUGAAUAGUGUCAAAGAUUGACUACAGAGCCUGUGAUGUACCCUGGUGCAUAUAUGGAGCUAAAGUUAGUAACCUUCAUAGAAAGCUUGUUCUCAUUUACCAUGAUAACAUUUUUAAAAUUAGACUACAUUUUUUUAAAUUAAACCCACAUAGUUGGAUAUGUAAUGCUUAGACUGUGUUUUUAAUUAAAAAGCUUUGGGUUUUUCUAUCCAGGCAUUAUUUAUUACGUGGUCAAACAUCGGCAGGAAUCUGUACUAGCAUGGCUAACGCUACUGAGCCAAAUGUGGCUAACCAGCUAGCCUUUCGCUUCACAUUCCCGUACUUGUGCUUUGGUAACGCAGUGUUAAGCAGGAUACUUCAAAGUUAAAAGUAAAGUAUUUGGUGCUUGAACACUGAAUACCUCAAACUAAAAGUAACAUAUAAAGUGACGGCCUUCAUUUUAAACAGUUGUACUAUGCAUUCUUUAUGUCAGAUAUUUUUGCCAUUCCUGUGCAUACACAAUUAUUGUAUUAAAAUUUCAAUAUAUUACAAUAAUUGCCCUGCUAAUUUCCGUUAGCAGGAUUUUAUUGCCGUGGACUGAACCACAUGUGUUGUUCUAUUUCUGCCAAAAUCUAACUAAUCUAACUGUUUAACACAACCAUGACACUUUGUCAAGUCCCUGAUUUGUAUUUGAGAUUUCAUCACUUUCUCCCUGAGCCAAAGUCUCCUAAUAUACCACUGCGUGAUGCACAACAACGAAUUAAGGAAAGAAAAUUUGAACACGUAGGUAUGAGGUAUUUUUGUGUAAGGUCCCUUUUGGUGUUUAGAAAUGUACAGUUGCUUAAUUAUUGUAUUCUGAAGAUACAUUCUGAAUACUUGUCAUCAUGUCACGACGCUACUCUAGCUGUUUUUUGCUGAGUCAUGACUAUAUAUUAUCGACAAUUUGUCCAAGGUGCAUUAUUUGUGUUUGUUAAGCUACGGGUCAGGGCCAUGAAAUGAGUCGCACCGUACCAGUUGCUGACAAGUUAGUUGACUAUAGUAAUAAUUAACCAGCUUUUCAGCAGAGAAAAAAACAUUUUAUAAAAUUUUCAGUUCAAAGAUGUGAAGUUUAAAGAGUUCCUCUAGAAAGGUAUAAAAGUGUUUUAGACACAAGUAGUAAUAAUAGGAAUUGAAAAGAGAAAAAUGCAGUUUUAACCAGGUUGCAGAUUGAAUGUCAUCUAUCAACUGUUAAUACACAUCGAAUACCAAGGCAAUAAAUGACCUAACAAUAAAUCUAAUGUUUCAAUAAGAGGAAGAGAUCUAUCUAUCUAUCUAUCUAUCUAUCUAUCUAUCUAUCUAUCUAUCUAUCUAUCUAUCUAUCUAUCUAGUUCCAAGAGCUUAGAGCUUAGACAUCUCUUCCAUUGCCAAAGCACAUAUGCGACGACAACAGCAACAAUACAACGACAGACAAAGUCAACAUUAGGUAAUAGUCUCUCUUUCUUCAUUGUUUCUGCCACAUACCUGCUUUUCUGUGGCUGUUACAGGUUGUUGUAAAAGACGGGGGUUUGGAGCACAACUGCGUUCAGUGUUUUUCUUUGGUUUUCUUUGUGUUUGUCCGUGUGGUCUGAGUCUGAAACCUGAUUUUCUGAGUCCGCCUGUGGAAAAGUCUGUGAGCUGCAUGCAAAUGAACCGCUUUACGUCCGCUGUUUGAGAUGGUUUUCCAAAAAAUAAUGGGGAUGUGUUUGUCCUGCUAGCUAUCCUCUCACGCUGCAUUGAGCCUGUGUUACCUGAUACUCGUCAUUUUCUUUUCCUGUUACAUUAUUGUUUUGUUUUUUUUACUUUUGACUUGCUUAAGCUAUAUUGGUAUAGCACUCUCCGUCAAAUUACAAAGUGCUUUAAGACUUUUUUGAACCUUUUGAAUAAGUUUUUAUGUAUUUUGCACCUUGUCAGAAUUCUUUGUUGCUCUUUUCUUUUAUUCUUCUUAUUUUUUUGUUUUCUUUUCUUGUGUGUUGAUUUGCCCUCUAUGGCGACAUGUAUUCUAACCUCAAUGAGGGACUUGUACAGUGUUACCCUCCAUUUCCCCUUCUCAUCUUGAUGAGAGUCAGACCUCGGCCACGUCACCUUCCUGACUUCAGCUCCGACAUCGCUGUUGGACUGACGGACUCGGGUGCAGCGCUGCAAACCAAACCUGCACACGGACGCUUUGGUUCUCCAUAAUUCACUCAGUGGCACGAUAACUCUCAAAGCAGGAACACUCUUUCUGUUUUUUUUGGGCUAAACUUGAAAAGAGUCUGUUUUUCUGGCUGAAUUUACAUUCAGGUGCCACUGAAUACAUGACAACAAAUGCACUUUAAUCUCAAAACUCAUAGUUUGUAUCUUUAGGGAGAGUUAAAUGAAGAUACAACCAGGAGACAGUUAGCCUAGCUUAGCAUAAAGGCUGGAAACAGAGGGAAACAACUAGCCUGGCUAAUGUGCGUAAAAACGUCAAGCUGUGGUUUUAUGGAAGGUCAGGAGCUGGAAUAUUUCUUGGCUGGAAUGGACAUAUUUAUUUUUAAAUUAAGGAGAUUUAAGAGAUGAAAUACUUUGUUUCUUGUGAAAUGACCUGCAAAAAACAAACAAAACAAUCAUCUUUUGUUUGUGUAUUUUCAACCAGAGUUCUCAUUUGUUGUGGGAAGUUGCCGCUGAAGAGUGUAACCCGAUCAAAGAGAGUAAUUCUGCUCUCAGAGUCACGGUCUGCACCGUGACUUUCAGGGUGCGGUGAUGUGGCCUCGGUCUGACCUGUGGCUGCUCCAUGAUGCUGUUUGCCUUGUGGCUGUAUAAAAUAGCCCUAUGCCUAUGGAACCUGGUGUCUUCUGGUGAGCUACAUGUGUGUAUGUGAGUAUAUACACACCUUGUUGCUGUUUAUUUAUGUACUUGUAUGUAUUAAGUUGGUUAUUUAUUUAUUUAUUCUUGCGUCCUAUUUAUUGGUUCGGCACCUGUGGCGUGUUUGACGAUUGUCAAUACAUUGGUGUAUGGCGUGGAGGAGGGGAGGGGGGCGGGGGGUGGAGGGACUUUGGGGUUCUGGGGGAUGGGGUGUGGUCAAUGGAAAAACCUAGCUGUGAUACUAACUCUAACUGUUGCUCUCCUCGUACUGGAUGACGAUAUAAUCUAAGACCACUGUAUGUAUAACUGCUUGUCGUGAAGAUGAACUACAAUGUAAUGACAAUAAAGAAUUAACACUAUGAUGACA